CCAGCUGACCCCCGACCUCGGCCUCUGUGAUAAAAAUAACUGCCAUACAUCAUGGCAACAUCCCAAUCUCGUCCACACGCGUCUGAGAUCCGCGUUGUGGUGUUGGGAAAGAGCCAGAAUAAAAGGUCUUUGCUAACCACCUUCAUCACCGGGAAGAAAGACUUAUUCCUCAACAAAUUAACCAAACACUCAACGCUUUUUCGAGGGAAGGCUUUGAAGACGGACCUGAUGGUAGUGUACACGUCGGACGUCUUCAGCCUCACUGAGCAGAAGGUGAAGCACGAAAUGAGGAGGUGUGUGGCUCUGUGCCCCCCCGGGCCCGACGUCCUGCUGCUCCUGGUCAGGCCUUCGGACUUCAGCGAACAGGACCGGCUAAGGCUGAAGUUCAUCCUCAGCUUUUUCGGCGCGGACGCCUUCAAACACGCCAUCGUCAUCCUGACCAACACGGAGGAGCCAAACUCCUCGGCCGUGGAGAAACUGGUCCAGGACUGCGGCCGGAGGCAGCAGAAGCUCAACUUCGACAAGCUGGCGGAUCAGGAUCUCCGGCAGCUUCUGGACAGGAUGCAGAGCCUGAUGAACGACAACCGGAGGGGCCACCUGAACUUCUCCCAGGGGGUCACCCCCAUGGCGGCCUGCGGGACCUUCAAGCCUCCCCUCAACCUGCUUCUGUGGGGCCGGCACAGACUCUGGAAGGCCUCGGUGGCCAACGCAAUCCUGGGGAGCCAGAAGGAGGGCCGGGAGAAUGUCAAAAGCGAGGCGGUGGUGAACGGGCAGCUGGUGUCCCUCAUCCAGAUGCCCGGCCUCCAGGGGAAGCCUCCGGAGACAGUGCAGAAGGACACGCAAAGCUGCAUGUCGCUCUGGAACCCGGAGGGCGUCCACGCCUUCGUCCUGGUGCUGCCGGUGGGCCACUUCAGUGAGAAGGAGAAGAGGGAGCUGGAGCUCCUCCAGAGCACCUUCGGGCCCAGAGUGGUGGACUUCACUAUGGUGCUGUUCGCCACCGAGGGGGAUCCCAACGACCCAGAAGUGGCGGGCUUUGUGGCCCAGAACGAGGGCGUCCGGGAGCUCUGCGGCAGCUGCGGCGGGCGGUACGCCGUCUUCCAGGUCGGGGACAAGCGCCACGUCUCGGAGCUGCUGCACGCCGUGGAGCAGAUGACCGACAAGGGCUCCCAGUGCUUCACCAAAGUCAUGACCAUAAAGCCCAAGAGCAAGAAGCUCCCAAAGCAGGAGAGCCAGGCCAAACCGGCUGUGAGGACGCUGAUCCGGCAGCCGGUGAGGAUGGUGAUGAUCGGGAAGACAGGCUGUGGGAAGAGCGCCACCGGAAACACCAUCCUGGGGGAGAGACGCUUCCACUCCAAAGCCUGCAUGAGGUCGGUGACGGCCGUGUGCCAGAAGGAGACGGGGCUGACGGAGGGGCGGCUGGUGGCCGUGGUGGACACGCCUGGCCUGUACGACACUAAGCUGUCCAACGAGCAGGUCAAGCAGGAGCUGGUCAAGUGCAUCAGCCUGCUGGCUCCCGGGCCCCACGUCUUCCUGCUGGUGGUCCAGAUCGGCCGCUUCACGCAGGAGGAGAAACAAACCAUCCGGCUCAUCCAGGACUUCUUUGGGGACAAGUCCAGGGAUUUCGUCAUCCUUCUCUUCACCAGAGGGGACGAGCUCCAGGAUGAGACCAUGGAGAGUUACAUGGAGGAAGCCGGCGACGACUUCCUCCAAAAGCUGAUCGAGGACUGCGGAGGGAGAUACCACGUCUUCAACAACAAGGACCAAAAGAACCGGGCACAAGUUAAAGAGCUUCUGGCCAAGGUCGACGCCAUAGUGAAGAAAAACGGGGGGAACUGCUACACCACCAAAAUGUUCCAAGAAGCCGAGGAAGCCAUCGAAAAGGAGGUGCAGAGAAUCUUGAAAGAAAAGGAAGACGAGAUGGAAAAGGAGAAGGAGGAACUGCUGAGACAGCUUGACGAAGAGAUCCAAGAAAUGAAGAUGAAAACUGAGCGAGAACAAGUGGAGAGAGACAAAGCGCUCAAGGAGAAGGAGGAGCUGAUCAACCACGAGGAGGAGAAGAGAAAGAAAGAGGAAGAAAAGAGAGAAAAAGAGGACGAGGAUCGGAAAAACUAUGAGGACAACCUGCGCCGGCAGUGGGAGCAAAAGCUGAAGGACCUGGAGAAGAAAAUCCAAGCUGAGAGUGAGAAGAACGCAGCUGCUGACAGAAACCUGACAGAGCACCGGGAGGAGAUCCAGAAGGAGCGAGAGGCUUGGGAGAAAGAAAGGCAGGAAUGGUGGGAUAAAAGACACCAAGAAGAGCAACAGAGAAAGGAGGAGGAGCAGGCCCAGCUCAAAAAGCUCAGGGAGGAAUACGAGAAGGAGAGGAGUGAAUAUGAGAGCAAACGCAAAGAGGAGGAGCUGACCAAGAAGGCCCAAGAGGAGGAACAACUGCUAGACGCCCAGAAAAACUACGAGAAAAAAGUGGAGGAGGUUAGGAAGAAAACCGAGGCGGCGGCCAGGAGGCAGGCGGAGGAAUUCAACGACUUCCGGCAGAAAUACACCUCGGACUUCGCGGCCCUGACGGCGAAGCACGAGCGGGAGCUGCAGGGCCUGAGGCAGCAGCAGCAGGAGAAGACCCACCUCCUGCUCCAGAACCUGCUGCUCAACAAGAGCUACCGGAGGGACUUCGAGCGGCUGCAGGCCGUCCACAGGGAGGAGCUGGACCGGCUGGAGGGGGAGGGCCGCGAGGCCCCCGACUGGCCGGCCAGAAGGCAGCGGCUGCAGGUCAAACACGAUCAGGAAAUCAGCGAGUGGACGGAACAGUACGCAAAGAGAGCCGUGGAGGAAAAGUCCUGCAGCCUGCUGUGAGCUCACGGCCUCCCAGUCCCAACAGAAACCCCAUUCAUGGGAUUAUAGUAACGCUUUUUACAGCUCUCCGAGUACCAGAUUCCAUAUGUCAGGUAGGGCUGGGCGAUAUGAGAAAAAGUUAUAUUUCGAUUAUUUUCCCCAAAGAAAUUUCAAUUUCGAUUAAAAAAAAACUAAAAAAAAAAAAUUCUUGUAUAUUUCUAUAUUUUUUCUGGAAUAUUACAAAUGUAAUCAACAAAAA
Molecule: messenger RNA, 3085 nt
Organism: Menidia menidia (Atlantic silverside)
Lineage: Eukaryota; Metazoa; Chordata; Actinopteri; Atheriniformes; Atherinopsidae
Source: the annotation of a GenBank genome assembly